This is a messenger RNA of Panicum virgatum (switchgrass), 1323 nucleotides long. RefSeq names its product protein FAR1-RELATED SEQUENCE 5-like. Gene Ontology annotation, biological process: regulation of DNA-templated transcription. The coding region runs from base 1 to 1323 and encodes 440 amino acids. Gene Ontology annotation, molecular function: zinc ion binding. The transcript has 3 exons. NCBI's taxonomy places the organism in Eukaryota, Viridiplantae, Streptophyta, Magnoliopsida, Poales, Poaceae. The record is from RefSeq and is a predicted model, not a curated record.
AUGUCUCAAGAUGAUCCUGUUGCCAUACCUCCUGUCCCUACUCUAGCAAGUUCAUCAAUGCCUGUAGAAUCUGAUGGUCUCACAGUGCCAACAGCUCAAACUGCUACAGAUGGGGGUGAUGUAGAGGAUGGUAUUGAGAUAAUGGUUGAGUUGUAUGGUGGUAUUGAAAACUGUCCAUACACGGAAGGUGAUGCAAAAAAUUUGAGAGUGGAGUACCGUGCUGAGUAUCGAGGAAAGGACAUGAAAGCAACCCUUGAUCACUUUGAGGAACUGAAGAAAGAGGAUCCUGAUUUCAUUUACGGUUAUACCCUUGAUGAAUUUGAUAGGGUUGAGAAUCUAUUUUGGGUUGAUGGUGCAGCAAGGAAGUCAUAUGAGCUCUAUGGUAUUGACAGAAAUGGAAUAACUAUUCAGCUUGGUUGUGGCUUCAUGAGGAAUGAAAAAACAGAAGCUUUUGUGUGGUUGUUUACUGAGUUCAAGAAGGCUAUGGGUGACAGAGAUCCUAUUAAUAUUAUCACUGAUCAAGAUUUGGCGAUCGCGGCUGCGAUUGCUCAAGGUUUUACCACUUCAGUCCAUAGGAACUGUAGGUGGCACAUCAUGGAGAAUGCUAGGAAAAGAUUGGGGGCUUUCUUAGAUGGUAAACCAGGCUUGGCUGAUGAUUUCAAUGAUUGUGUUGACAAUAGCUUCUCAAUUGUAGAGUUUGAAUUCAAAUGGCAAGCUAUGCUGGAUAAACAUGAGAUCAAUGAUGAUGAAAGAUUCAAGCAUUUGUAUGAAAUGAGAAAUUGCUGGGUUCCGGCUUACUUCAUGAACAACUUCUUCCCCUUUCUGCAAACAACAACACGGAGUGAAGGAUUCAAUGCUGUCCUGAAGCGAUAUGUGAACCCAAUGAAUUCAAUACUAAACUUUGUUCACCAGUACAAGAAAAUACAGGAUAGAAUAUUCGGCAAACAAACAAUACAUGAGGCUAAUACAACUGUCAAGGUUCCGCACUACUUGACUGGCCACCCCAUGGAAAGACAAAUGAAGCAAAUGUACACAAGGAAGUUGUUCAAUAUUUUCCAGGAUGAGCUACAGCUGAGUUCUAGUUACUAUAUUGUUCGAGUUGAAGGUGAUAGCUUACUUGAUGUUGUUCCAUAUGGGCGCUGUCCCGAUCUCUUAUAUGGGAAGAGAACAUUUAGGGUUUCAACAAACAGUGUUGAUGGUUUGUAUAGCUGUGAUUGUUGCAAGUUUCAGAGGGACGGGGUUCUUUGCUGCCAUAUACUAAAGGUGUUUGAUGCACUUGCUGUCCGUGAGGUGCCAUGUCAUUACAUUUGGAAAGGCGAAUGA